This is a messenger RNA of Arabidopsis arenosa, 1131 nucleotides long. NCBI's taxonomy places the organism in Eukaryota, Viridiplantae, Streptophyta, Magnoliopsida, Brassicales, Brassicaceae. The record is from the annotation of a GenBank genome assembly.
AAUUCAAUUUAUUCAUAAGUUCUGGGUUCGAUUUGGUGUUGAAAUUUGAAAUAAUUGACCGAGAUUUGGGAACGAUGGGGAUGGACUUGAGGGUUGUUCCGGCGGAGGAAUGGUGGAAUCGAGGAAGAGAUUCGAGUCAUGACGGUGAACGUGACCUAGGGCUAAUGGUUACAGAUUUUCUGGAAACGGGAGGUGGAAGCGGUGGUGCUGGUUCCUGGUGUAGCAGCGAUAGCGAUUCUGGAUUCCCAGAUCCUUCUUACCUUUCCGAUAAGAUUCAGUAUCUCAAGUACUCUAUGGCUCAACACGAGACUGAGGUUCUCUCGGCGGUUCGUACAUUGAUGCUUACUAUUAAGGAGAAAGAUCUUCACUCUGUGAAAUCUGGUACAUGUAACGCCAGUUGCAUUAGGUUUUAUCUUGCAAAGCUUUUGAGACUUUCUGGAUAUGAUGCAGCUGUUUGUUCAGCAAGAUGGCAAGGCGGUGGCAAAGUUCCUGGUGGAGAUAAUGAGUAUAUAGAUAUCAUAUUGAGUGAUUCUGAAGUUGGCCAAGAUGAUCGUUUGAUUGUUGACAUUGAUUUCAGAAGUCAUUUUGAAAUCGCUCGAGCUGUGGAUUCUUACCAACGGAUAAUGGAAUCACUCCCUGUGGUUUAUGUAGGAACCGUGGCAAGAUUAAACCAGUUCCUUCAAGUAAUGGUUGAUGCAGCCAAAUUCUCCUUAAAGCAGAAUUCAAUGCCGUUACCUCCUUGGAGAUCUCUGAACUACCUGCGAUCCAAAUGGCAUUCACCUCACAAAAGGCACCUCGGUCCGAUCGAUCAACAAGGUCCUGGAAUGUUCUCACCGGGAUUACAUGGACAGUGUGCUGAGAAUUUAAAGAGGCUUCAGUUUGCUCUCCAGGUAGAACAAGAGUCAGAGAGAUUCAUGAAGAAGAAGAGCGGUUUUAGCCGCAGGAACAAACCCGAGAUAAUGAGAAUUCAAGGGGCUCUUGCUCCUUAAAGAGAUUGUACAGAUGUUUUUUGGGGCAUCAAGAGGCCAAAGAAUUUUGCUCUGUUGAGUGGUUUUCGAGUGUAAUAUUUUUGCGGCUGAGUCUUUUUUUGUAUGGAUUCAUUUGGGGUUACAAUAAUAGCCAAGGUUAGGC